Messenger RNA from Pyricularia pennisetigena, 591 nucleotides. RefSeq lists its product as uncharacterized. The coding region runs from base 1 to 591 and encodes 196 amino acids. The transcript has 2 exons. Lineage: Eukaryota; Fungi; Ascomycota; Sordariomycetes; Magnaporthales; Pyriculariaceae. Gene Ontology annotation, molecular function: 2 iron, 2 sulfur cluster binding. The record is from RefSeq and is a predicted model, not a curated record.
AUGUUAGAGGGGCUCGCCCGGACCAUCCAGGCUUAUCGCCCUGGCCGCCCCGAAUCUGGCUGGUUUUGCGCCGGGCUGGCAUCAUCCUUCCCCAACAUCGACAAUAGCCACGAGGGCGCCCUGGCAGAAAAGGACAUACCAGCACCCUGCGAAGCUGCCGCGGGAUCAACCACCGCAUCAAUACCAGCCUGCAAGGUGUUCCGUGUCCCGCUGUCAGCAGGGCCAAGGGGGAAUGCAGAGGCCGAGGUUGUGCCGCUCACGGAAGCUGCCGAGGAAGGAGCGGAUCUGCGGAACCAGGUACUUGUUUUCCAGUACCGGGGAAAGUUCCAUGCUGUUGAUCACCAAUGUCCACAUUCUUCCUUUCCUCUCUCGCGGGGAUCUCCUUUUGACAUUGAGGAUUUUGGAGUGAUCCUGAGCACGGGCAUUGCAUGUCAGAAACACGGGUGGUCGUUUGAUUUAUUCUCAGGUCAGGGAGACCGUGGGAGCUACAGACUAAAGAUUUGGGAAGUCGAGCUAAGAGAUGCCGUUGGAGGGGUGGAUUCCACACCAGAAAAGGAAGUCUGGGUUCGAAGGAAACAGAGAAUUGGAUGA